Babesia ovata is the source of this 2067-nucleotide messenger RNA. Its product is annotated as calcium channel flower homolog isoform X1, putative. NCBI's taxonomy places the organism in Eukaryota, Apicomplexa, Aconoidasida, Piroplasmida, Babesiidae. The coding region runs from base 1 to 2067 and encodes 688 amino acids. The transcript has a single exon. The record is from RefSeq and is a predicted model, not a curated record.
AUGGUUGACCCAACUAUGAACGUGAGGCAGGGCUCACCCCUGCGGUGCUGCAACCCGAGAGAAUUCCGCCAGAACGCUUCACCGGUGUUCAGGCAGCAGUUCGUCAGCGAGAACGGCAAGAUGAAGCUCACGAUGCCCAUGUCACCGUUGCACUACAUUACCACAUCUGGGUAUUACGCCAACGACCUCAGACUGGCCCACCAAAACGCGCAAAUAGAUAUGCAAAAAUGCCAGCAGUCGGUGCCAUACCCAGUGGUAUACGAGCAGCAAUCGAUGCAAAUGGGCGCCCGAGGGGCCGUUGAGGGAUACUACGCCCAACGAAUGGAAAGCAUGGGCAGCAGGUCGCCCACUCCGAACAUGCAAGUCCUUAUCCAACAACCGCAGGAAUACCGACGCGCAUCAGUGCAAUUAGGAAGUGUUCACAGCAUGGGUAUAGAACAUACGGCCAAAGUUAACGUUGUCCAGAAGAGCCAGAAUGUGGAACUGACGGAUUUAUUAACUGUUCUGAUCCGCAUCGAGAAAAAACUGGAUGAUCUGCAAAUACUUUGCAAGUCCAAAGCGACUGAUAUCCACAAAAAGAACGCAAUAUUGAUGCCGAAAACAGGGGAUAAACUUACCUCUCAACUGCAGGGGCCCUGCAGCGAACAGUUACUUCAACAUAUCAAACAGAGUUCAUUGGCAAAAAUGAGCAGUAAACUAUCAGUUAGCUCGGAGACAUUGUCAAAAGCUAGCUCGGGGAAACAUUCAGCAGACAGCUUGUGCGAAAGGCCUAUUAAGCAAAUGUCACUGCCAUCCAUAACGCAAGAAUUUACCAAUAACGAAGAAUCCGGGAGCAAAGUCUUCGACGUCUCUAAGGAACUCCGAAAGUCCAACGACAUGUUAGAGCAAUUCUUGGCCAGUGCGGGAUCGAUAGGAGAUGUAGACGAUCAGGAGGGAGCCUUGCAGCACGAGAACCUAAAACUCUCACAAGCCAUACAGGACAUGCAAGCGGGCCAAAACGCGCCACAGGAGAUAUGUGAUCAAGAAGACGAUGUGCCGUUGAGGCCAGGAAAUAAUACACGAAAUUACAGUUCUGCCAAGCCCAUCGUCUCCACGGUCUCCAUGGCCUUGGAAGAUGCGGAAAAGGAUUCCAUGCAAAACCUCGAGAAAAGAUUCCAGAUGCUCAUCAGAACGUUUGAAAACAACAGAGGCGAUAACGCAUGGCUUCUCGAACAGAAAAGAGCAUUCGAAGCUCAAGGUGGAAAUGCUAUUGAGAACGGACAAGUCUCGGCCUUAAGUCCACAGGAACUGCCGGCCAUCACCGGUGGAGGUUACGACGAACCAGAUGAUGCGGAUAUUGGUGAAAUUGCCAUCAGGGAGAAUGAAGGCGAAUUAGCCACACGAGAAGCGGAUAUUCGUAGCAAUGCAUCAGCCCUGCAAACACAAAAUAUACAAUUCCCGGCAACCAUUCCGAGAGAAAAUGCAGCGCUUAUUGACCAACCACAAUACGAUGGGACACUCGUGGUACCAGGGGAAAGGGGAUUAAUUCCCAUUCAGCAACGCCAACAAGAUGGAACUCUAGUCAUUCCAGGAGAAAGGGGAUUAAUUCCCAUUCAGCAACUUCAACAAGAUGGAACUCUAGUUAUUCCAGGGGAAAGAGGACUUGCUCCUAUUCAACAAGCACAAUACGAUGGAACUCUAGUUAUUCCAGGGGAAAGAGGACUUGCUCCUAUUCAACAAGCACAAUACGAUGGGACACUGGUUAUCCCUGGAGAGAGAGGAAUAGCGCCGAUACAGCAGCGCCAGCAGGACGGGACACUUGUGGUACCAGGGGAGAGGGGGUUAGCUCUAAAUCAACAAACGCGUAGGACGAGCCAGGAGUACCAAGCAGAACUUCAGGCUGAGCAAGCGCUCAGAAACCAAUUCUCAAAGAAUGGCGGAAGCAGCAUCGAAGGAAGUAAUUUGGUUGCAAAAUCGUCGCAUGGGAAAAUGGAGUCACAAAGCCUUACUUGUUCGGUGCUAGCGGAAGAAUGUAGUCGGCAGAGUUCCCUGGAACGUGUAGAUUCGAUUAGGGAUCUUAACACCUAA